UAGAGCGCAUGAAACCAGAGAAAAUUAGGUUGCUCUUGAACAUUGAAUAUACAGCAAGUGUUGAGGUGUAUCUUGCAACCCCCGGUUAGGCAUUGUUGAUUUAAUUAAACUGGAAAAACUUCGCUAGUUUGCUGAAUCACCUUAAGUGAGAUGACAGAACGUUGUUUUCCCUACCUAUGAACAACCUAAUAAGUUACACUCCUGGUUAUCAAGUUAGCUAUGUCAAGCCUUCCUCCGCUUGAAAUGGACCCUACAGAGAAAAGGAAUUCAUGCUGUGCCUUCAGAACUGAGCCAUUGGCCACUGGACCAGAAAUCGCGGGUCAGCCAUACAGUGUCUCUAUACUAAAAGAAGGUUACUGCCUGGCCCAGCCGGAUGGUUCGACACGGGCAGACGGCACUAUCUCGCUGCUGCAGGGACCAAAGACAAUUCUGGUGGACACUGGGGGUCCGUGGGAUCGAGACUUUCUUCUGGGUCGGUUGCGGGAGAAAGGGCUUGAACCAGAUGACAUCAGCAUAGUGGUGGGCACCCACGGGCACUCAGAUCAUGUUGGGAAUCUGGGGCUCUUUCCUGGAGCGAUGUUGGUCGUGGGGUGCGACGUGAGCCAGGGGGACCGAUACCUUCCCAACCAGCUUGCUGAGGGACGACCAUACCCCAUUGAUGACCAUGUGUCAAUAAUUCCCACUCCAGGCCACACAGGACGAGACGUAAGCGUGUUGGUAAAAGGAACCCCAGUGGGCACGAUGCUGGUGGCAGGGGACCUGUUUGAGCGCUGCGCUGAUGAAGACACCUGGCGGGAGCUCAGUGAGAACCCGGUGGUGCAGGAGGUCAGCCGGCAAGAAGCGCUGCGGAUCGCUGAUGUCAUCAUCCCGGGACACGGAGCGCCGUUCAGGGUGUGCAGGGAUCUGGGGGUCUGAGAACUGACAGAAGGCACUGAACCAGGGGCUACAGUGAAGGAGCAGGUAGACAGGCUGUGGGCUCACUUCCUGUUUCUGAAUGAGCUCAACCUCAGUCACUCACAUCAGUCUGAUACCAUUAGCCCUUUUCAUACUGUGUGUGAAAUCCAAUAUGCUGGCAAUUUGCCCCUGUCAAAAAGCUGGCUUUACCCUCCCUCUGCUCACUCUCUGCAGUGUCCCAUUCACAUUAUACUUGGCAAAGCCACAUUUGUGAGAAGCGAACACAACGCCGUGGAAACAAGGAAAA
This is a messenger RNA of Megalops cyprinoides (Indo-Pacific tarpon), 1201 nucleotides long. It is a transcript of the gene mblac1, whose product is annotated as metallo-beta-lactamase domain containing 1. Lineage: Eukaryota; Metazoa; Chordata; Actinopteri; Elopiformes; Megalopidae. Bases 220 to 915 code for a protein of 231 amino acids. The transcript has 2 exons. The record is from RefSeq and is a predicted model, not a curated record.